Messenger RNA from Dreissena polymorpha, 1725 nucleotides. RefSeq lists its product as uncharacterized. Bases 131 to 985 code for a protein of 284 amino acids. The record is from RefSeq and is a predicted model, not a curated record. Lineage: Eukaryota; Metazoa; Mollusca; Bivalvia; Myida; Dreissenidae. The transcript is spliced from 8 exons.
UAUUCAAAUAAGCUUUCGUUGCAAAUAAAAUGACUAUUUUGUAACCAUAAAUGACGAUGUUAAGCGUUUAUAAGCUUUGUUCGGGUUAGUUGUGUCAGAGUUGUGUUGAGGUUGUUUUUUCGUGUCGAUAAUGUCAGGUUUUCCAGUAGGGGGCAUCGUUGCCAUCGUGGUGGGCGGUGUUGCGGUCUUGGUUGUCAUUGCAAUCGUCAUAUUUUGCUUAAUUUACAAAAGGAGCUCUGUGAAAUUAGGGCAUCAGCAGCGCUCGCGCUCGAUCAAAGGAAAAUGGAUCCGGCGAAGUGGAGACGAAUAUGACCCUAGAAAUUUCGGAUCCAGUUUCGAAACCAGAGAUAUGGGAGACCGCGAUCGCCCGAUCAGCUACGAUCGCCGCUACGUGCACACGGAAGACAAGGCUGUUGAAGCGGACCUACGCCACAGCCUCUACAGACGCGACACUAUCUCGAACUACGGGGAGGUGAAGAUAUUUAGUUUGGGCGACAGGUACCACCUUCCCGGGGGAUCACAGCCCGACACCCACCGCCACAGCGGGCAUCUUGCACCACAGGGUGGCUCCCACUUUGACCAACUUUUAGAGCCCACAAACUCGAAAACGCAACUGUUGAAGGAAGAACCUUCCUACGAGAGAAAUUCGAGAAUCAUGAUGUCUGAUUACGGGUAUGCAGUUGCCAAUAGACCGCAGUUACAAACGCCUUCAGCCGCGUAUCCUGUAGACGAUUACCCAUACGCUACGGUAGACAAGCGCCCCGUGGCUGGCCGACCUAGCUCCUCAGUGUACCACGUGGAACUCCGCAAUUUAGCCACCCGACCUGGCGUGCAUCGCUUGCCGUCCACCAACGGGGGUAGCAAACACGACAGCUUCCGGGCCAGCGCAGGUGUGGAUCUUGGGGCGGAGCCGAGGAGAGCCUGGGAUACGAGCCAUUAUGGUCAGCAAGCUGGAAGGCGCAAUCUAGACUUCGUCAGUUUCUAGACAGCACGUGUACGGGUGAUCUUAGUGACACAUGGGCUUGUGGGCCUAUUGUGUACGGUUGUAAUUGUGUUACGAACAUUUAUGUCAACGGGCUACGAUCUUCCGUCGUUCACAUUUUGUGUCAAAAACUGUAUUUGUAUUCGUAUUUUGUAGCAACAAACACAUGAACACAAUAAAAAAGAUGGUCCAAACCACCAUCGCGUCGUCUAGUUUGUUCGUCUCAAGGAGUUGGCUGCACAAUCGUCGCGGACUAAACAAACUUAAAAAAAAUAGUGGGCCCCGUCCUGCGAAACUGGAUCUUACUUUGGCCAGCUUUGUUCCAGACCAGCGUGCGCAGUAUGGUCAGUAGCUAGCCGCUCAGCCAAUGAGACCACGAAACCUUGCGUGACGUUAUUAUGCGCAGACUGUGGCAUAAGACUCAUUUUCAGACAACGCGAUGUCAUUUACAUUGGACAAAUAUGAAUUGUUUGGGUAUUUUUCUUACUUUUUGGCAUUGGAAUAGUAUUUGCAGUUGCGUUCAUCUAAUCUUCAUCGCAUUAAACAACGUAGCGUUUUAUUACGUUACGUUACUAUUACGAAACUGUGUGUUAGUGGAGUGGCUUAUUCAUGAUCAUGUGACCUGCAAAUAUGUUUCUUCUCUAUGACAUUGUGCUAUAAAAGUCGCCGUUAUAUUUUGCAAUCCUACUGUUGAAACAUUAAUAAUGACACUGUCGUUUAUUCCAAUUUAAUUUCAAAAUCCU